Molecule: messenger RNA, 1134 nt
Organism: Trypanosoma theileri
Lineage: Eukaryota; Euglenozoa; Kinetoplastea; Trypanosomatida; Trypanosomatidae
Product: secretory carrier membrane protein 3
Exons: 1
Coding region: 1-1134 (377 amino acids)
Biological process (GO): protein transport
Cellular component (GO): recycling endosome membrane; trans-Golgi network membrane
Source: RefSeq, a predicted model, not a curated record
AUGUAUCGGUUUGAAAGUGAAGUCAGUGAACUACAAAAAAUGUAUAAUUUUAACUCUGAGGCAGAUAAUGAAACCAUAUCAUCGAAGACACCACAUGCACCACCUGAAGCUCCUGCUUAUUUAGAAGACGUAAAACUGCAAUCUGAUGGAGGGGAAGAGGUGGAAACAAGAGAAGAGCAAAAAACUAUUCCUAAUACCAAAUUGACCGCGCAGAAUCUUCCACAGCCUUCUAUGUUUGGAAAAGAAGAUUCCCGCCCCUCUCCUAGUGAAGGGGCUUCGGUUUUUUCACCAACCGCUGAAAAUGGUGAAGGAAAUAAGAAGGGAAAACGUGAAGACCGAAAAGAAAACCACAAAUUACGUGUUGCAAAAGAAGUUUUGGGCUUAAAUAAAAAAAGUACAAAAGGGAUGACACCAGAGGAAAAGGAACGAGUUUUGCUUGAAGAACGAUGGUUAAAGACUAUAGAAGAGGAAAAGCGAUUAAAUGCACUGGAAUCUCAGGUGAGAGAACGUGAAACGACAAUGCGCCAAGCUAACCUUACUCCCAACUUCCCUCCCAAGUUUCUUUGCAUAAAGCCUUUUUUACAUCAUGAAAUUGCUCUUGUUCCUGAACCAAGAAGACUAUAUGUGCGAAUGAAUUUUAUAAACUGGAUUAUUACAUGUUUGUUACUUGUAAUAAAUACAGCUAUUACUAUUGGAGUAAUUCUUGCACCUUAUCGUGAAGGUACUACGAAAAGAUUUAAUAAAGCACAAAGUAUUGUACUUUCCAUUGUUUAUCUUAUUGGAAUACCACUGAGCUUUAUUAUUUGGUAUUGGCCAGUAUACCGUGCAUGCUCUACUGGACGUCAUACAAAACAUUUGCUUAGCCUUUGUGGUUUAAUUGUGGCGUUGGCUUUUAGUGUUUUUAUCUUUGUUGGACCGUCUAACUACGGUGCCUCUGGGAUUGAUUUCGCAAGAGGUGUUUCUGAAACCAAGUCCAAGAUUCUUGUAUUACCUGUUAUCAUUGUGCUUUCUUUAUGGGGUCUAGAAGCUGUUUUUUUAUGUUAUUGUAUUGUGAAGCAAUGGAUAUUCUACCGUUUGGAUGUCAACGCGCAACAGGAGGUCCGACGUCAGAUGCGAAAUGUUAUUGGUGUAUAA